Molecule: messenger RNA, 1298 nt
Organism: Pocillopora verrucosa
Lineage: Eukaryota; Metazoa; Cnidaria; Anthozoa; Scleractinia; Pocilloporidae
Source: RefSeq, a predicted model, not a curated record
AUGAACAGAAUAUUUCUUCAAACGAUAACAGUGUUUCUAGGAAUGGAUGUUGGCCUUGUUGAAUCCUUGUUCUGUGAUGGAAAUUACACAAGUUCGAAUGGUACAGUAUCCUCACCAUCAUUCUCAAGUCGUUCAACUUAUAAAAACUCGUUGGAUUGCACAUAUGACAUUGAAGUUGGAGGUGAAUAUGGCAUAAAACUAUUGUGGUCAGCAUUUGAUGUCAGGGGUGAAAUGCCGAACUGUUUUGAAGAUUCUGUGGAGAUAUUCCUUGGAUGUGUGUCCAGACAUUCAAUUGGAAAAUACUGCUCUGAAAAUGGAUACAAGCCAUUUGAUGUUUACUCAUCUGAGAACUGCUUGCGCUUAGUUUUCAAGACAGAUACCUCUGGUGGAGGCAAAGGAUUUCAAGCGUCUUACUCAUCAUUCCUUUUAAAUGGUCGUCAAAGUGGUGUAGGAGGGGAAUGUUCCUCAACAAAGACCCUCACUGCAACAUCUGGUGUGAUUAGCUCUCCAAAUUGGCCCCAGGACUAUCCCAACUACAGAGACUGUUACUGGAAUAUUGAGGUUGGAAACAAGAGGAGCAUUAAAAUAGCUUUCAUGGACUUUCAUUUGGAAUAUGAUUUCUUAUGUGACGAUGACAAACUCAAAGUUAAAGACGGAGAUGAUCAUGAAUCGUAUGACAAGUCUGACACCCUCAAAGAGUCGAACUGUGGUGAACAAGACCCAUUUUACUUAAUGUCAUCAAAGGAGAGAAUUUGGAUCAGAUUCAAGUCAGACAGGUUCACUAACCACCGUGGGUUUGUUGCAGGCUACGUCAUGUAUGAUAAAACCUCCGUUAGCGCUAAAACUGUUGGCAUUGUGAUUGGCGUCUUGGUGGCAGUUGUUGUUCUGAUUGCCAUUGGUGUCUUCGUCUUCUACAAAUAUGUUCACCAAAAGAGAGUCAGGGCACGGGCGCCACAACAGAUGGCUGUGGCAUAUACUACUGCCCAACCUCAGCAAGUGGCCAUGUACCCUCCUUCUGCAGGGCCUCAGCAAGGUUACGCACCACCCCCCUACAAUCAAGGGGCGGCAGCUCCUUACCCCACACAAGGUAAACAACCGUACCCACUUGAACCCCUCGGGGGUGAGGCAGCAUACCUCCCCGGACAACCGGGCGGAGCACCUCCUUACCCCACUGGACAACCAGGUGGGGUGCCACCUUACCCUCCACAGUAAUCAGCGCGUCAAUGUGACCAUUGUGGAUAGCUUUUGGAAAUUUUUUUGCAGCUAUUAAUACGAGAAAAGUGAAGGAGAAAGAUCAC